This is a messenger RNA of Penicillium canescens, 3414 nucleotides long. RefSeq names its product ankyrin repeat protein. Gene Ontology annotation, cellular component: ciliary inversin compartment. Lineage: Eukaryota; Fungi; Ascomycota; Eurotiomycetes; Eurotiales; Aspergillaceae. The transcript is spliced from 2 exons. Gene Ontology annotation, biological process: protein localization to ciliary inversin compartment. The record is from RefSeq and is a predicted model, not a curated record. Gene Ontology annotation, molecular function: protein binding. The coding region runs from base 1 to 3414 and encodes 1137 amino acids.
AUGGACCCGGUAUCUGCGAUCGGGUUUGCUUCAGCAAUCGUUCAGAUUCUAGGUGCACUUACUUCGACCAUCCAUGGCCUCUAUGAAUUGCACGGGAAGUUCAGCGAUGCUGACUUUACAAUACACUCGCUGAUCCAGGAGCUGAGCUGUAUCCAGACAGCGCUCACGAGUCUGAAAGAAUGGCAUCGACUAAAUUCGUCCAAUGUGAUGAUAUCAGAGGAAUUCAAUGAACAGCUGGUCACAGCCAUGGGUGGCUGUCGAAUCAUCAUGGAGGUUUUGUCUGAAGAAGUGAUGACGUUGCUUCAUGGUAGUCGCAAUGACGGUACGGUAGGAUUCAGGCUGCGCAUUAGAGUCAUUUGGAAAGAAGAUAUUAUGAAAGGACACCAGGAAAAACUACAUGCGCAAGUCAUGGCGUUGCAGCUAUUACUCCAGGUCUGCCAAUGUCAUACAUCACAAGAGCAGGUCCGUCUGUUGAGACAGGCAACGACUCGUCGCAUUAUGCGCAGGGUUCGCGACGAUACCGAAACACUACUGUCUGCACGGAGUCAGGCUACCUCUAGCGCGGCAAGCAUCUCGCAGAACAGCAGCUUCACAGUCAGUGACCGAGUUUUUGAUUUCAACGAGGCUCUUGCAGAUUCGCCGGUAUAUCGCAGGUCUCCUCAGCAACUCUUACCCUCCAUUGGGGACUUCAGUAGCCAGACCGACACCCGUAGUGGCCGAAGUCCAUUUACAGAUGAGGGCUAUGCCAGUACCCCUACGCGUAAUAGCAGUAUUACAAGUCCGUCAUUGGAUGCUCCUCCAUCCCAGCAAGGUCAUCUCGUCUUGCCGACUAGUCCAUCGGCGCCGGUGCAUCCGGCCCACAGGAGAGCAAGCUCUUACCAACCUACCCCGCGCCCAGGCUUGGAAAAUAUGCCUCGAAGCAAGUCGGAUACUAAGACAUCUAAGACGCCUGAAAGAUCGGGUUCUAAGCUUGAAAGGAUCUCAUCCCUGCUCCGCAUAAAUACCUCUAGUCGUCUGAAUCUUGCCUCAUCUUCUUCCAAGGGUUCACCGAAAGUAGCUAACGGCACACCUGUGACAAGAAGGAAACCCAAACGGGAAACUAAUCCUCAUGUCAGCAUUGAUCUGACCGGCGCGGAUGCCGCUUCCAUUCCACAGAUUGUGAAGGCUGCCCAAGCUGGUUCUCGAGGCGAGGUAGAACGUCUCAUCGAAUAUGGCAUCAACAUCGAGGAACGCCAUAAAGCAUCAGGCCGAAAUGCUUUGCUUGUUGCUGCGCAUUGCGGAAAAGAUGAUGUCAUUGAGCUCUUGAUACGGCAUAAUGCUCGACUAGACGUGACAGAUGGGUCUGGCUGGACCGCACUUCAUCUUGCAGCUUCACGUGGACAUUGCGGUGUCAUAAACUCACUCAUGGUGGAGUGUGACAUUGCCGAAGUCGCGAACUACCAAGGCCGUACAGCAGUGCGAGUUGCUGUUGACCGUGGCCAACAUGAAGCUCUGCAGAUGCUGCUUAUGCAUAAAGCAAAGGUCAACACGCGUGCUGAGAAUCAAAUGACUACUUUGCACGCUGCGGCAAAGCAGGGUGAUGCUGAAAUUGUGCACAUACUUGUCUCAAACGGCGCUGAUAUCGAGGCCAAAGACGCUACCAUGAUGUCAGCAUUGCACUACGCAUGCGAAGCAGGACACAUUGAAGCCAUUGCGGUACUCUUGGCUCAUAAAGCUAAUAUAGAAGCCGCGGGUCGGGAUCGCAAGACUCCAUUGAUAUGUGCUGCCGAGGCAGGCCGGGCCCGGGCUGUCGAAUUUCUGUUGAAAUCUAAGCAAAGGGCUUCGUCCAGUGGUAUGGACGACACCGGAAUGACGGCCUUGCACUGGGCUGCCUACAAUGGACAUGAAGAGACGGUGAAAAUUCUCAGCCAGAAGAAAGGAUCUUUGGCCAAGGUUAAUGCCAUGGGACGAACGGCUUUGCACUUGGCCGUUAUUCAAACCCAGUUUGCUGUCGUUGAGCCAUUACUACGCAAGGGUGCAGACCUCAACAGCCAAUGCAAAACAGGUCUUACUCCACUCCAUUAUGCUUGUAUGGCGGACAGCACCGAAAUAGCAAGACUGUUACUUUUAGAGGGUGCUGAUAUCGAAGCAUCAGAAUAUCUACACCAGCAAAGACCUUUGCAUAUCGCAGCAGCACGGAGCUCAAUACACCUUUUGGAUCUCCUUUGUGACAAAGGAGCCUCGUUGGAUGCCCGAGACAGCGCUGGGGACCGGCCUUUAAGUGUAGCAUGUCGCUGUGGGCAUGUGGCUGCGGUGCGAAAACUGUUAGAUCGAGGAUCUCCUCUCUAUCAGAAACACCAAGCUACGUCCCGCUCUGACUCGCCUCUAUGUUUGGCUGCUAUGACAGGCCAUCUACCUGUGGUCUCGCUGUUGCUAGAGCGCGGUGCAUCAGCAUCAAAAAAGGACGAGGGUGGCUGGCAACCUUUCCGUUACGCGGCAUACCAUGGCCAUUUGGAUGUUCUUCAGACGCUCUUGGCUCGCACUAGUAUACCUGACAUGGAUGUUCCAGAUAUCAUUCGCAUGCCAGAGACAAUCGGGUUCUCGCCAGAUACCGUUAUAUCUGAAGACUGCAAAAUCCGGGUGAAAGAACUUCUCAACCAGGCUUUGGCGGACUCUGGCCUGGUGCGUCCAAGCCAUGUCCCAAGCAUGCCCCAGACUGGGAGCCAGUGGAGUUCUUCUGCUCAGUAUUCACAGCCAAGUCAUGUCCAAGCCUUUGGAAGCUUCUUGCCUCAAGAGCUCCGCUUCCUACCUCAAGAGCUCCCUGCAACCCUAGAGCAGGGCCUGCCUAGCAGUCGUUCAACAACUCCUGAACGUGGCUAUCGGACUCGUCCUCAACACAGCAUCGACCCCUCGUGGCAUAUCCGAAUGCGAACCAGUGAGCAAGUGCCUCCGCCGAUAGAUGAGCGAUCGGCUUCUGCCCGCAAUGAGUCGCGUACGGUAUCUCCUAUACGUCAACCAGAACAAAAUGCUGGUAGAAGGAGUCCGAGUCGACCUCCAGCUAGAGAAGAUCCCACAUUAUCGGCCACCUUCAUUCCUCGGCCAAUACCCGUUGGAUACUCCUCUCAAACUCCUCAGCGAUCCUCUGGAAUAUCGUCUCGCCGUGCGAGAGCUGGGGUGUCCGCUGUGGAUAUGCCAGUGCAGUCUCGGAACCAUGAUGAGAACCGCGUUCCUAGAACAGUCUUCCCUCAGCGUGAAAUUGAAGUUCCAAUUCCAAAGUCUGAGGGACCACCUGAAAGUUCCAUAGAUACUGUUGAUGACCACUUGGACUCGGAUUCGGAUUCGACAUCCUCUGUAUACACGGCACCUGAAGGGGAUAUUGACGCUAAUGUUGUCCCGAGGAUGGACUACCGAAGCGGGCCGUAUGAUUUGGUAUGA